Chanos chanos (milkfish) is the source of this 1444-nucleotide messenger RNA. It is a transcript of the gene rpz5, whose product is annotated as rapunzel 5. The transcript is spliced from 2 exons. Bases 119 to 1300 code for a protein of 393 amino acids. NCBI's taxonomy places the organism in Eukaryota, Metazoa, Chordata, Actinopteri, Gonorynchiformes, Chanidae. The record is from RefSeq and is a predicted model, not a curated record.
GCACAGUGAGGCUCUGUUUGAACAUUAGAGUGCACCUCUGGACACAUUGCCAAUCUAACGACAGAGCACAACUGAACUCUUUGUCAACGAAGUGGAUCGCUCUCACCUUUGACCCAAAAUGAGUCGUGUGGAAGAAUGGGUUCUAGAAAACAAAGGCAAGAUUGAAAAGGGAGUAGAAAUCAUGGGGAAAGGCUGUGAGAUUCUGGCAGCCACUGUAGGCCAAUUUCACCCCAUUCUGGAGGCUGUGUUUGUUGCAUCUGCUGAGUUACUCACCAACCCUGAGGGAAAAGAGGCCAAGUACCUGGCUGAGCAAUUUGAAAGGGUUAACCAGAAGCUGGAGGGCAUCCAAGAUGAGAUUGAAAAAAUAGCCCUGGAGCUGCAGCGGACUUCCAUGAACAAGCAGAAUUUUGACCGUGAAGCCCAGAUGAUCAGUCAGUACGAGAAGUUCCAAGACUUUGUUAAUGCUAAGCCCACGUUCAAAGAAAAGAAGAAGGAGAAAUUCCUAAGCCACUAUGAGAACACAGAUGGGGAUAUGAAUCUCGAUGCUUUGUACAAUGCUGUGACUGGAGAGAACAUUUCUGGAGAUGCAAUGCUGGAGACUGUAGUUGCUACAGAGCAGAGAAGCAGGAGGGCUGUGGAGGAGUUCUGUGCCCAUCUGAAGAAGCUGUUUGUAGUGGGCAUAAUAGCAGUCAUGGGUUAUGCUGCUCUGAAAGAUGGAGAAGUGGGUAAGGUUAUGGUGAAGAAAUGGCAGGAUCGCAUGGAGAAUAUAGAGAAACGCAUGAAGGCAGCAGUGGACGAGUGCACUCAGAACUUUGCUGUCCAGGCCAAGAUGGAUAUUGAGAGCCAUCUUCUGCAGAGGCAAGCCAGCAUUGACCCAGAAUUUACAAAAUUUCUUCUGGAUCAUCUUGCGAAGAAAUAUGACUGGGUUUCCUGGUCCAUUAGAGUCUUUAGUCAUGGUGGCAUAUUUUUCUGGAAUUGGCUUGCUGGAAAGAAAUAUCAUGGCAGUGGGGGCGGAGAUAAUUUUUUUGACCUUUUGACCAAUAACAACAUCCGAAUUGUGGUGUCUUUCAGUGCAGACCCAAAGCCAAUCAACAAGAGUCAACUACAAGACCAGAUUGAGACGCAAAAGUUGAAAGGCAAUAUGGUGUCUGUUGCACAAUCUUUGUGUAACAGUCUACCAAACUGUUUGGUGCACGCUGUCAGUCGGUAUAAAAAAAUGGAAGAAAUGAACAAUUUCCAACCUGAAUGUUACUAUUAUGGGAUACACAAAAGGGCAUACCUCUGCAUUCAUUCUGAGUAACUAUGUAUGAAGCAGAAGAUACAAUGAAAAGACAAUCAGUCUGAAUGAUUUAAUUCCAAAAGAAAACUUCAACAAUUUAUCCUACUCACUGGUAAUGCAAAUGCUAGUGGAAAUAUUAGUCUCACUAGUUAUUAUCUAGCAAUG